Lycium ferocissimum is the source of this 960-nucleotide messenger RNA. RefSeq lists its product as uncharacterized. Gene Ontology annotation, biological process: proteolysis. Lineage: Eukaryota; Viridiplantae; Streptophyta; Magnoliopsida; Solanales; Solanaceae. The transcript has 5 exons. Gene Ontology annotation, molecular function: serine-type exopeptidase activity; dipeptidyl-peptidase activity. The coding region runs from base 16 to 945 and encodes 309 amino acids. The record is from RefSeq and is a predicted model, not a curated record.
ACUAAGAAAAUAUCCAUGGCUUCUUCUUCUCUAUUUUUCUUGCUUCUACUGUUCAUAAACUCUAUUGCAUCUGCAGAAAUCAAGUCAAAUUAUCUUCCAGGAACUUACCAAUCUUCACUAGUAAAGAAACAUGAACAGCCAAAAAUACCCUUCAAAACUCAUUGCUUCCCUCAAAUUCUUGAUCACUUCACUUUUCUACCAAAGAGUUCUAAAGUGUUUUAUCAAAAGUACCUCAUAAAUGAUAAAUAUUGGCAUAAAGGAGGACCAAUAUUUGUCUACACUGGCAACGAAGGAAAUAUUGAUUGGUUUGCUGCAAACACCGGGUUUAUGCUUGAUAUUGCUCCCAAGUUCCAUGCUCUUUUAGUCUUCAUUGAACAUAGGUUUUAUGGGGAUUCAAUGCCAUUUGGAAAUAAGUCUUACAAGUCAGCAAAGACACUGGGAUACUUGAAUUCACAACAAGCACUUGCUGAUUAUGCUGUUCUAAUAUGGAGCUUGAAGCAGAAUCUUUCUUCUGAAUCAUCACCUGUUGUGGUUUUUGGUGGCUCUUAUGGAGGAAUGCUGGCUGCUUGGUUUAGACUAAAGUACCCUCAUAUAGCCAUUGGUGCAGUGGCAUCUUCAGCACCAAUUCUGCAGUUUGACAAAAUCACUCCUUGGUCAAGCUUCUAUGAUGCUGUUUCCCAAGAUUUCAAGGAGGCAAGCUUGAAUUGUUAUAAAGUGAUAAAGGGGAGUUGGGCAGAGUUGGAUGCUUUAUCUGCACAUGAAGAAGGAUUGACUGAAGUUAGUAAACUUUUCAGAACUUGCAAAGGUUUGCAUUCAGUUUAUUCAGCUAGGGACUGGCUAUGGGAAGCUUUUGUAUACACAGCAAUGGUGAAUUAUCCUACUGAGGCUAACUUUAUGAAGCCAUUGCCAGCAUAUCCGGUAGAAGAGGUACCUAAUUCUGCUUAACUUAUCAGUUAGAUU